Amyelois transitella is the source of this 1450-nucleotide messenger RNA. RefSeq names its product lipase 3. NCBI's taxonomy places the organism in Eukaryota, Metazoa, Arthropoda, Insecta, Lepidoptera, Pyralidae. The transcript has a single exon. Gene Ontology annotation, biological process: lipid metabolic process. Bases 47 to 1315 code for a protein of 422 amino acids. Gene Ontology annotation, molecular function: hydrolase activity, acting on ester bonds. The record is from RefSeq and is a predicted model, not a curated record.
CUGUAAUAGAUAGUCAAGAGUAUUCUUAAUUUCAUUUCACUUCAAAAUGUCCCACAAUACAAUUGUGACAAAAUUAAUUUUAGUAGUGGUUUAUUUAAGUAAUACAAUAUUAUGUGGAGAUAGUAAUAAUUCCGUAUCAUCCUUAGUUUCAGAUGCUUUGAUGAUAAUUAACAAUGAUUUACCAUCAUAUAAAGAUCUAAGUAACGGCUUAGAGACAGCCGUAGAAAAUAUUUCCGAUCUUCAUGCGGAUAUAAUAGAAAUUAUUGAAAACAACGGUUAUGAAGCUGAAAAACAUAACGUGACAACAAAAGAUGGAUAUAUUCUUGGUGUUCAUAGAAUCCCAGGUAAAGGAGAGCCCAUAUUUUUGAUGCACGGAUUGUUAUUGAGUUCAGAUGACUGGGUUACACCACAAAAAGAGCGAGGACUUGCCUUUUUACUUGCCAAUGAUGGAUACGACGUGUGGAUGGGUAACGCAAGAGGCAAUGUCCACAGUCGUCAUCAUGAACAUUUGUCUCCAGAAAGCGACGAAUUCUGGGAAUUCAGCUGGGACGAAAUCGGCCGGUACGAUUUACCAGCGAUGAUAGACUAUGUGCUCGAAGUAACAGGAAGAACACAAUUACAAUUUAUUGGUCAUUCGCAAGGUACAACAUCGUUCUUUGUCAUGUGUUCGGAGUUGUCAGAGUAUAAUGGAAAAAUCAAAAAAAUGAUUGCACUGUCAGCUGUCGCUUGGUCGAGUCACGUUAGGAGUCCUAUAGUGAAACUUAUUUCUCCUAUCGCACCACUAGCAACCUUACUCAACAUACACGAGUUCUUGCCAAGAAACGAAAUUAUGAAUGUUAUAACAACAGCCGCGUGUGGUACUCCAGAAUCAGCCGCUGUAGUUUGCAACACAAUAAUUUCUCUGUUCUGUGGCUUUGAUAAUAGUCAAAUCAAUUUCGAAGUUAUAGCAACGAUAUUUCAACAUUUCCCAGCUGGGUGUUCUUUAAAACAACUUCUCCAUUAUGCACAAAUUAUCACUUCGGGUUAUUUCAGACCGUAUGACUAUGGAAUAGUUCUCAAUUUGGCAAAAUAUGGUUCAUCUAAACCUUCUGAUUACGACGUCAGUAAUAUAGAUGCCCCUGUAUAUAUAUUGCAUGGACAAAAUGACUGGUUUUCAAACAUAACAGAUGUGGAAAUUUUGAUAGACAAGCUGCCUAAUUUUAAAGAAUUGUUCGUUGUUCCGUGGAAAUCAUUCAACCAUAUGGACUUUUUGUAUUCCAAAGAUAUCAAAACUUUAGUCUAUGAUAAGCUGAGUUCGAUUUUGAAAAUUAAUUAAAAUUAGUUGGUGAUAAAAAUUUCAUUCACCGCUAUCUCGGUAAGAAGGCAUUUUGAUUACGAAGCUAAAUUAAUUUUAUCAAAAUUGAAAACAAUCGAAUGAAAUGUACAAUUUGUUAGAUAAUAAAAACAUAAA